AUGGGCUACCGAAAUAGAGGUGGACAGAUUCCUGCUUCGCCCCCACCAGAAGUCACCGCAACCCCUUUCCAAUGUCGCCAAAUCCCGUCAGACGAAGAAAUAGCCAUACCCCCGGACAUUGACAUAGAAGACACCUUCCCCGAAGGCUGUCUUCAAGCCUGGCUCGUCGUCCUCUCCGCCUUCCUCUUCCUCUUCCCCUCCUUCGGCUUCAUGGUCGCCAUCGGCGUCCUACAAGACUACUGGACCCAGAAUCAACUCUCCUCCUACAGCUCCCGCGAUGUCGGCUGGAUUCCGUCCGUCUUCGUCUACCUUUCCCUGGCGCUGGGGCUCUGGUUCGGCCCGCUUUUCGACCGCUAUGGUCCACGGUGGCUUGCGCUACUGGGGAGUGGAGGUUAUUUGGGGUGCAUGUUCUUACUCGCGGAGUGUGAUGAGUUUUGGCAAUUUUUGCUGUGCUGUGGAUUUCUGGGAGGUGUGACGGGGGCGACGUUGACGACUACUUCGUUGGCGGUUGUGGCGCAUUGGUUUAAGAUGCGACGGGGAUUGGCGCAGGGGGUGGCUAUGGCGGGUUCUUCUUUUGGUGGAUUGACUAUACCCCUUAUUUUGAGGUCGGCACUGCCGGCGUAUGGGUAUCGUUGGUCAAUUCGCAUUUUGGGGUUCGUCUUCCUCGGAUGCCUCGUCAUUGGGAACUGUCUUAUGAAGGCACGCAUCCCGCCUAUGAAAGAUGCGAAGGGACAGGGGAUCAUCUCAUUGUCUAUCUUCGGCGACUUGGGGUUCAGUCUCUUGACCAUCAGUGUCUUUGGCUUCGAGGUCGUCCAUUUUGGUGCGUUGGGUAUACUGCCCACGUUUGUCACGCACAGUACCGAGUUCCCCCCUAACACGGGUUUUUAUCUCAUUGCCAUCCUCGGUGGGGUCUCUUGUCUGGGCCGUCUGAUACCCGGUUACGUGGCUGACAGGAUCGGACGAUUCAAUACCCUUCUCAUCAUGAUUAUAUUCACACUGGCCUGGAUGCUGAUCCUCUGGCUUCCUUUUGCGGAUAAAUCCAUCGGUGCUCUGUACGCCUUUGCCGCCUUGUUCGGUUUCGGGAUGGGAUCUUGGAUGGCCCUGACACCAGUGUGUAUCGGCCAGCUCUGUAGGGCUGAGGAGUUUGGGAGGUACUAUGGGACACUGUACUUUAUUGCCAGUUUGGCUAUGUUGAUCUGCAUUCCAAUCAGCGGAGAGUUGAUCGAUGUUGUUGGGCCCAAGGCGAUGAUUUUGUUCUUUUGCGCGAUUACGGCGUUAAGCUUGGUUAGUUUGCUCUUUAGUCGGUGGGCAUGUCUUGGAAGGCGGUGGACAGUUAUGGUUAAAAUAUGA
Molecule: messenger RNA, 1350 nt
Organism: Pseudomassariella vexata
Lineage: Eukaryota; Fungi; Ascomycota; Sordariomycetes; Amphisphaeriales; Pseudomassariaceae
Product: major facilitator superfamily domain-containing protein
Exons: 1
Coding region: 1-1350 (449 amino acids)
Biological process (GO): transmembrane transport
Cellular component (GO): fungal-type vacuole membrane
Molecular function (GO): transmembrane transporter activity
Source: RefSeq, a predicted model, not a curated record